This is a messenger RNA of Sorex araneus (European shrew), 4101 nucleotides long. RefSeq names its product golgi SNAP receptor complex member 1 (gene GOSR1). Gene Ontology annotation, biological process: endoplasmic reticulum to Golgi vesicle-mediated transport; vesicle fusion. NCBI's taxonomy places the organism in Eukaryota, Metazoa, Chordata, Mammalia, Eulipotyphla, Soricidae. The record is from RefSeq and is a predicted model, not a curated record. Gene Ontology annotation, cellular component: Golgi membrane; Golgi medial cisterna; SNARE complex. The coding region runs from base 1675 to 2232 and encodes 185 amino acids. The transcript has 10 exons. Gene Ontology annotation, molecular function: SNAP receptor activity.
ACUGACGUUGGACAACAAAGAUGGCGGCAGGAACUAGCAAUUACUGGGAAGGUGAGGACGAGGCCUCCGGGCGGGUCCAGGCGGCUGCGGACGGUUGAAUGAAGUUCGGGUCUUGGGGGAGGCAGCAGAGGGAAGAGUCUGGCCUUUGGAGCCAAGUUGAGGAGCGGGUCUGGUCCCUCAAGAAGCCCGGGAGCUGGGGGCUGAGAAAACUGAGCGGCCGGGCCAGGGGGCGGAUCCAGAGCGCGAGCGGCCCGGGGCGAGGGGCUGGGGAGCGGCGGGCGGAGCCCGGCGGGCGCCGCGGGCGCUGGGGGGCUGCGACUGUAGUGGAGGGGGCUCGCGAUCUGGGGCUCUCGGCGGCAAUGACUGUGGAGCCGCGGAGAGCGGAGUUGAGGUGACUGUCGGAAAAGAGAAAGGCGGAACUGUCGGUCCGCCCGUCGAGGGAGGAGGGUCCCCGGCGUCCGCCGGGACUCCGAGGACGGGACUUUUCCUCUUCUGCUCUGGAGUUCGAGUGUGUCCAAAGGCGAAGGCGAGCGGACCGGGAUGAACUGUAAUCCCCGCAGACCCCGUUGUGGAUCGGCUACCGACCGGGCUUAUUUCGUUCCCGAGCGUGCGGUCCGGUCCAGUGCGCUCCCGUCGACGAAGCUCGGAGAAGGCUGCUGUGUUGCUUGGAAUUCGCCUUGCCCCGUCGCAACAGAGAAACUCCUUUCAGCACCCUCUCCCCCUGUUAGAUGUGUUUCCUAUGACUUCCCUCCGAAGCCUUCCCCCCCCCCCCCGAAACCAUCACAGAGAACGACAGCUUUGUCGCUGUCCCCUUAAUUCUAAAGUCCUUCGUACGUGCCUGUCAUACUUGCAGAAUGCUUCUUCCUUGCUGUUCUCUAUCAAGAAGACAGUUAACUAGUGACAGGGCAGCAUGCGUUUGGUUUAAAACGUAUUAAAGUGCCUGUUGGAAAUAGGCAUUUCAGCUAGAAAAUGCUUUACUGCUCGUCAUUAGGUUAUGCUUUUUUUUUUUUUAAGCGCCUUGUAAUAAUUAGUGCCGUUUUGUUGGCACCCUUUACUCUGUGCCAGGUGGUUUUAAACAUGUGAUCUUUUAAUGCAUAGAAAAAUCUAAAGAUUUUUCUAUGUUACAUGAGGUUUUCGAAAACAAAACACGCAGACUCAGAGAUUAGUUUGUUAAGUAAAUGAAAGUGCCAGUUUUCAGAAUUUCAGAACCUUAGACUGGAUGGAAUUCUGAGAUUUGGUGUCUGUGCCAAUACUCCACUGUAUUAUUCAGCUUCACACUUCUCGUUGUUGAUAGUAUGUUGUUGAGAAUACGUUUCUCUUUUCUGGAAAGAUAAGAUCUUUAUGCCAUUUCUUCUGUAUUUCAGCUCUUUUGCUGUGAGAGUACUUCCUUGUGGGUUUUUAGUCUGGGUACACUCAGCCUUAGAUGCCAGCUAUACCACUCACUUGGCUUGCUUGUUUCUCCCCCUUUAAGACUUGUGCUCUCGGCUUGAUUGAUAAUUUAUUUUCUUAGAUCUCAGGAAACAGGCUCGACAGCUGGAAAAUGAACUUGACCUGAAACUAGUUUCCUUCAGUAAACUAUGUACAAGUUACAGCCACAGCAGUGCCCGAGAUGGAAGACGCGACAGGUAUAGCUCUGACACAACACCCCUUUUAAAUGGAUCAAGCCAAGAUAGAAUGUUUGAAACAAUGGCAAUUGAGAUUGAACAACUUUUGGCAAGGCUCACAGGAGUGAACGAUAAGAUGGCAGAAUAUACCAACAACGCAGGUGUUCCUUCCUUGAAUGCAGCACUGAUGCAUACGUUACAGCGGCACAGAGACAUCCUGCAGGAUUACACACAUGAAUUCCAUAAAACCAAAGCAAACUUUAUGGCAAUACGGGAACGGGAGAACCUUAUGGGAUCUGUACGAAAGGAUAUUGAGUCUUAUAAAAGUGGGUCUGGAAUAAACAACAGAAGAACUGAAUUAUUUUUGAAAGAACACGACCACCUGCGAAAUUCAGAUCGUCUGAUAGAAGAAACAAUAAGUAUCGCUAUGGCAACAAAAGAAAAUAUGACUUCCCAGAGAGGAAUGUUGAAAUCAAUUCAGAGCAAAAUGAAUACUUUGGCCAAUCGUUUUCCUGCUGUGAACAGCCUAAUUCAACGGAUCAACCUUCGGAAGCGGCGAGAUUCGCUCAUCCUGGGCGGCGUGAUUGGCGUGUGCACCAUCCUCUUGCUGCUAUACGCAUUCCAUUGAUGGGACAACUCCAGAGACUCUUGAUUACCGCCACUUUCGCGCCGUGACCUGGAAUAAGGAAAAGGAGAAGUUGACAGUCUUGAUAAUUAGCUUGGCCAACAGGAUUAAUCCAAGACUAAUAACAGUGGACUCUGACAUGGUCAGGUUGAGCUGAAGCUGCAGUUUUUCUGUGCUACCUUUUCUAACACAUUUCCAUCUGGUUUCAGUUAUUAAAAAACAAACAAACCAUUUUCAGUUGAUUUUUCUCCCCCAAGAGGUAAGUAAACCAAUCAAAAGCAGAGUUUUGGUGUUUCAGUGAUAGUCUUAAAGGCUGUUGAUGGGCCAGGCCUUACAGCCGAACUCUUCAGGAAACCAAGUUUCUCUCUAUCCAAAGACUGCUUUCCUUCCCAGCCACCAAUUGGGUUGUGAAUAAAAGUAGUUCUUGUCCUUUGAUUUUAUCCUUAUGAUGAGAAAUCACAAGUCAUCUUGGGGUGAUCUGUGUAUAGAUUUCUACUCUCUGCCCCCAUCUCUUGGUUUUCAAAGAAAAUUCUAUUUUGGGGGUUUGUUUGUUUUUUUUUUAAAACCAUUCUUUGAGUGCUGACUGGCAAACUUCAGCACAGUUGAAGUUACCUAAAACAAAAGACAAACACUGCAAAAAACACAUUUUUCUCUUUCUUUUUUGUGUCUGUUUGUGCACACUGGGGUUAACUAUGUUACGGGAUAAAUAUCAAGAAUGAAAGACUUUUUUAAAAAUGAAUCAGUCAUUGUUUUGAUUUUUUUUUUUCAUUUUUUCACUUGGAAUAAUUACUACUACAGGAAAGUGAAAUCUCAAUUCUACCGUGACAAAAGAAACUAAUAAUGUCUAUCAGUGCCCCCAGCUAUUCCUCCUCAUGUCAGGAUUAAUACUAGAAACUGAGAAGGCACCUAUUCCGUUUUCAGUGAGAUAUGUUCAAUAAACCACAUGUAAAAGAUGUUAGGGUUCACCCUCCAGAUAAUGCCAUUUGUAUAUGCUCAGCUAUUUAUGAGCAGAAGUUUGAGAACUACUCUGCCUGAUAUGCCAGAAAGACUGUGUUCUAUAAAAAGCUGUUCAUUCCAAAUCUGCUCCACUUUUCAAACACCUAGAGAAUGGUUUCACUGUUGAAGGUGCAUGCAACAGAAUCAGUCUCCACCUGCACCUCUGCUGUUGCCAUCCCUGGACAGUGACAAAUGUUAAGCCUCCCACCAGAAUUGGAUUCAAGUUUAACUGCUUCUCAGUUCCUAUAAAUUUAUGAUCUAACUGAACCAUCACCAAAAAGUUUGAAAACUUCCAGCUUCUCUAUUCUUCGCAAGGAAGACUGUUGUUCAUCAGUGAAAUUGACUAUGGUAUUUAUAAUAUUGGCUUCAAACUGUUCUGCAGGGAACAGAAAGAUUCUAGCAUGUAGUUCUUAACUACAGAAUAGUGUAUCAAUACUCUAUUUCAAUGGACUUGAUUUCUAGACCCCUGGGUAGAGUAACCCUUGGUCUGGUACAGAGACUGAGAGGUUUUUCAUUCUGGCGUCACAGUUGUAUUAUGUUCUGGGUCUGGAGGGAAUUUGAUAUUUUUUUUUUAAACAGGUUUAUUUUUCUAAGUAUGGGUUGAUUGAUGGAGUUAAUUGGGGAUGCCCUUAGAAGAAAACUUAAGUUUUUCCCAAUGUGAACCUUAAAGAAUCAGGGAAGUAAGUUAAUUUAUUAAAUUCUCUGUCAAGAGAACAAAACUUCUCUCCCCUGAUACUUUAUUGUCUUUGAUUUUUUUCAAAGAUCCUUGAUUGGUGGUUGUGCCUCAGCUAGAUUAUAUGGGACUUUGGUUGCUAUAUAGUUGGCAUUUAUAAAAUCUGAAGUAUCAUAAAUAAAGUUAUUUAUUUAAUUAUAUUA